AUGGCUAGGGCAAGCAAAGCAGCCAAAGCGCAAAAAAAGCGGUGGAAGGAGUUUUGUGCUGCCAAACACCAAAAAGACACUUUGGUAAUCUCUGAUUCAGAAGACCAAGUACAGGAUAUCGUGGACAAAGCCCUUCAACUCUCACCUACUUCUGACUUGGCACUCUCCAAACCCUCUCAGCCCCCAAUCACAAUUAAUCUGGACUCUGACUCUGAUAUCGAGACCUUUCCAACUCCUCAGCCCCCGCAAUCAGUUCUCCUUCAAUCAUCUCAGCUCUACUGGAUGCCAAUCAAUCCAGACUAUCUAACGGAAGAGGACGAAAUGGACCCCUUGGAUGUCUCUCUCUACGCACAAGCCAACCUUGCUGACUCUUUGGAUGAUGAAGCAUGCAGUACCAAACUUGUCAACAAGGCCUUAAUCACGGUUUUCACUCGCCCUUUUGUGAAUCCACCAACUCUUGGUAAACGCCAAACCAAGACCGGUCAGAUCCUCAAAGGAUACAAACAGCCUCGUGUUCAACCUAGCUCAAAUAAGCUUGCACCACAUGAAAUACCAAAAGAAACUAAAAGACAAUACAGACUAAACCGAGAGAAGGCUAUCGGCAAGUCUACCUUCACUUUUGACAAGCGGGUUGUCCGUGAACCAGCUCCAGCUCUCAAUCCAGAUCCAGAUCCCUCUCCUCCCUCUUCACCUGAAACCAAAACUCAUGAAGAAGAAAACUCUGAAGAAUCAUAUGAAGGAUCCGAUCACAAAUACUCUGAAGAAUACUCUGACUUAUCUGACAUACAAAGUGAACUCUCUGAUAACGAGGCCAACAACUCUUCUGCUGUGAUUGUAUCCGACACUUGGAUCGAUGAAUGUGUUGAUCAAUACCGAUCCAGCAAGGCUAAGUCUUCAAUGCCUCCAGAUAUCAAGAAAUCAGCUCAGGAUCAAUUUGAUACUUUCAAUGCUCAAAUCACCGCUGUCUCAGAAAAGUACAAACAGCUCCAAAAAGAAAAACCCAAUUUUGAAUUUCCAUCAGCUAUCAUUGAUGACCUUUGUGAAUACAAUGCAUGGCGACUCGAGCUCACCAUUUCUGCUCACUCCUUUAUCCCUGCUCCAUCACGCCAAUACCGUCGCACUACCUGA
Melampsora larici-populina 98AG31 is the source of this 1128-nucleotide messenger RNA. RefSeq lists its product as uncharacterized. The record is from RefSeq and is a predicted model, not a curated record. The coding region runs from base 1 to 1128 and encodes 375 amino acids. NCBI's taxonomy places the organism in Eukaryota, Fungi, Basidiomycota, Pucciniomycetes, Pucciniales, Melampsoraceae. The transcript has 2 exons.